Messenger RNA from Zingiber officinale, 1533 nucleotides. RefSeq names its product probable choline kinase 2. Gene Ontology annotation, molecular function: choline kinase activity; ethanolamine kinase activity. Gene Ontology annotation, cellular component: cytoplasm. The coding region runs from base 389 to 1432 and encodes 347 amino acids. The record is from RefSeq and is a predicted model, not a curated record. Lineage: Eukaryota; Viridiplantae; Streptophyta; Magnoliopsida; Zingiberales; Zingiberaceae. The transcript has 8 exons. Gene Ontology annotation, biological process: phosphatidylcholine biosynthetic process; phosphatidylethanolamine biosynthetic process.
UACGUUUUUUAAACUUUACUAUCAAAGUUAUUUUUUAAAUAAAAUAACACAUAUUUUUAUUUAGUUUUUAUAAUCUAAAAUGAAAUUUUCGUUAUAAAAAUUUUAGGGGUAUUUUUGUCCCCAUGUAUCAAUAUUGGAGAAUAUUUUUGGCAAAAAAUAUUUGUUAACCCCGGAAUCAAGAAAAUCCUCAAUUUUUCAAAGUUUUCCGAUUCCUGGUUGCAUGCCCGUUUUGCUGACGUGUCGGGCAUGUAUCAUUCACCGAUUACCUAAACCAAAUAAGGUUUUCGUUAAUAAUCUUGAAUGGAUAACCAAGGUUAUCCAGGAUAACUAAGGUCAUCCAGAAUAACCCUCAACCCAACGCACCCUUAAGUUUCCGAGGUGGGCAAAGAUGAGAACAGUUGAAGUAUCUGAACCAAUCGAGGUCGCCGAGAGGAUUCCUAAAGAAGCGAAGAAGAUCCUAUACGAGUUGGCAUCGAAAUGGAGCGAUGUCGCGGAUUCCCGGGCAUUGGAGGUGGUGCAGCUCAAGGGGGCGAUGACGAACGAAGUGUACCAAGUCAACUGGCCAACCAUGUCCAAGGGCGGCGUCUCGAGGAAGGUGCUGGUUCGGAUUUACGGUGAGGGGGUGGACGUCUUCUUCGAUCGUGAGAACGAGAUCAGGACGUUCGAGUGUAUGUCGCGGCAUGGGCAGGGACCGUUGCUCCUCGGGCGUUUUGCAAACGGUCGGGUCGAGGAGUUCAUCAACGCUCGCACUCUUUCUGCUGCUGACCUUCGGGACCCGAAAGUAUCUUCUUUGAUUGCCUCAAAAUUAAAGGAGUUCCAUGAUCUCGACAUGCCUGGUCAAGCAAAAGUUUUCUUAUGGGAAAGGUUAAGAAAUUGGCUUAAAGAAGCUCACAGAUUGUGCUCACCUGAAGAAGUCAAAGAAUUUCAGUUGGAUAAAUUUGCUGACGAGAUAAAAACUUUGGAAGCCAUAUUGUCUGUAGAAGAUCAAAAUAUUGGAUUUUGCCAUAAUGAUCUUCAAUAUGGUAAUAUCAUGAUGGAUGAAGAAUCCAAACAAGUGACAAUUAUUGAUUAUGAGUAUGCAAGUUUUAACCCUGUGGCUUAUGAUCUUGCCAAUCAUUUCUGUGAGAUGGCUGCUGAUUAUCAUACACAAACACCUCACGUUUUGGAUUUCAACAAGUACCCAGAUGUUGAGGAGCAGAAAAGAUUUGUUCAGACUUACCUAACUUCUUCAGGUGAGAAGUUGAUAGAUACAGAAGUGCAGAAAAUGCUGCUGCUUAUUGAGAAAUAUGCUCUCGCCAAUCAUCUUCAUUGGGGCCUCUGGGGGAUCAUAUCAGAACAUGUCAACGAAAUCGACUUCGAGUACAUGGAAUACGCGAGGCAGAGAUUCCAGCGAUACUGGCUGGUGAAGCCUCAACUAUUAGGAUCCAACUGAAUUGUUUGUUAGAGGAACUCCCUAUUCUUCCAUAUUAUUUUAGCAAAGUUAUGUAAUGCAUAUGCCAAAAAAAAAGAAGCCUAACUUCUCUUUGAUUUCAA